Messenger RNA from Schizophyllum commune H4-8, 2205 nucleotides. RefSeq lists its product as uncharacterized. The coding region runs from base 637 to 1398 and encodes 253 amino acids. NCBI's taxonomy places the organism in Eukaryota, Fungi, Basidiomycota, Agaricomycetes, Agaricales, Schizophyllaceae. The transcript has a single exon. The record is from RefSeq and is a predicted model, not a curated record.
CCGAAUCCCAACUGUGCCGAAACGUUCGCUCGCGGACGGCUUGAAAAGCAGGGCGCGUCGCUUGCACCGCUGGGUGAGAGCGCCUUCCUGACCUUGAAUGCUAUUGCACUAAUACAAUGCUAUUGCACCCAAAUGACUAACGAAUCCGAGAGAUUGCGGCGCCCAUUCGCGGCAGGUCUGCCCAACCUGCUGACCAGCCUGAGUGUGCGGGAUCCCCCAUGCAUCGCCUGCCCCCCGAGCUCUUUCCUGCACGUUUGCGAGCUGGCUGUCUGGACUGUCCACCUCGCCGCUGCUAUACCUACUCUCGAGACGAUCAUCACUCGCGUGUGGGAUCAUCACUCGCGUGUGCAAGCGCUGGCGCCAGACUCCCCAGCUAUGGGUAUACAUGGUCUCGCCGAACCAGAAUAUCAAGGCGUACCUUGAGCGCUAUGUUCCUCUCGCUAAGGACUGCCUCCUCGAGGUUUGCGGUCCGGCGCGCUCCCGUCCUUCAUGAGCGAAAUCCGCCCCUUUGCAUCUUGGUCUUUCUCUUCGGCUUGCACGCCGAUUUCAGUCUACGAGAUGCCCGAUCUCGAACACGCGCAGAUAUCGCAUUGCGUUGAUUGGGAGCACGAUGCUUCGGCGGGUAUGAUAGCCUUCAUGGAGGACGUGCCGCGGCUCCGAUCGCUCUCCCUCGACCUCGGCAACCUGUCCCCCAGCGUGAUGCGGUUCGCGCCCAUGCCUGCCCUCACGACCUUACGCCGCGAUGUCGCGGGCGCCGUGUCCGAGCUCCUCCGCCCCCUCCAGCAAUAUCGCCAGACGCUGAUCACGCUCCGAGUCGUUAUCUCCCACGCCCUAGUAGAGGGCGCAGCGCCCUCCGAGUUGGCGGCGCCGCUCGAGUUGGCGGCGCCCUCCGAGCUGCCGGUGCUCCAACGCCUGCAGCUCGGAUCCGACGCUGUCCGACUGUUGCAGCACAUCCCCGCGCCCGCGCUGGCGGCGCUGCAGUUCUCGGGCCACGGUGCGGACGUGCUGCUGCGCGACUAUCUGCUGCGCGACUAUCUGCUGCGCGACGAUCUGCGGUGCGCGCUCGACGUCGAGCACCAUCGGGUGGAGAGGUGGCCGGGCGGAGUGCCUCGCCGUCCUCGCCGGGCUGGAGAUCCUCCGCUUCCGAUCCUUCCUGCCGCUUCCGAUCCUCCGCUCCCAUCUUACCAUCGCUCCCUCCUCCCCUUCUCUUUCCCAUCUCCACUUUCCUUUCUAUCCGUCGCUCGCGUCCACGUUUCCUCCCCCGUCUUUGGCCGCGUCUCUUCCCUCGUUUCUGGCCGCGUCUCCCCCUCAUUGACUUGGAACGGUCGCGUGGAGAUUCCGUGGCGCAAUCGCGUGAGGGUUCCGUGGCGCAAUCGCGUGGGGAUGCCGUGGCGCUAACCCACCCGCCUGACGAUUCCGUGCCGCUAACUCACCCACCCAUCUCAGAUCCCCAAGAACCCGACGGGCAAGGUGCUGCGGCGCGUGCUUGUUGAGCGGUAUGAGCGGGGGUUGGACGAGCGGGGGGUGGACGAGAACAACAAGCGGGGGGUGGACGAGAACAACGAGCGGGGGGUGAGUGAGCGGGGGGUGGACGAGUGUGCCGAGAGUGAGCGGACAGGGCGCGAGCGGGGGGUGGAGGACAGGAAGGUGAAGGCGAAGUUGUAGACGGGCGGGACGCGAAGUUGUAGAUGGGCGAGGUACAGGCGUGCAACGGACGAGGUAUAAGCGCGGGAGGGGAAGUUGUAGGUGGUUGGGAAUGUAGGGGAGUGUGGAAAGGCGAAACAAUGGAAGGAUUUGUACUAGUAUUGGUCUGGAUAUAUGACAAUGCGCGUGGCGCUCACGAAGACGCUCCUGGCGCCUCGCGAAGGCGCUCGAUGCGACGCAUACACACGAUGUAGAGCUUUCGAUGCUACCCAUCCUCGACGCUGCCCAUCCUCGACGCUGGCUUGUUCCCCCAUGACGCCAUCCCCCUCACUCGCGACACUGCCCUCUUCAUCCUCGACCCUCCUCUCCUCGUCCUGGACGCUGUCCUCUUUAUCCUCGACGCUCGUCUCCUCACUCGCGACGCUCCUCUCCUCGUCCUGGACGCUGUCCUCCUCAUCAUGAACAUUACCCUCACCCUCACCACUCCCUCCCUCACACUCGCCGCCUCCCACGCAGAUCAUCGAAUUCUCAACCUUGCCGACCGCUGUCCAGUUCCUGCCG